This is a messenger RNA of Paramecium octaurelia, 815 nucleotides long. NCBI's taxonomy places the organism in Eukaryota, Ciliophora, Oligohymenophorea, Peniculida, Parameciidae. The record is from the annotation of a GenBank genome assembly.
AUGAUUAAUCCGAUUCAACAAUCUCUGCAGAAUAAAUUUAAUUUUAUAAUCAAGUUUAGUGAUCAUUUGUCAAUGAUUAUAUACAUUGUGGGGAGAUUUGAGGAAGCAUUGAAAUAUUUUGAUGUAGUUAUUUAGAAAGAUCCUAAAGUUUCAGAAAAUUAUAAUAAUGAAGGUAUAAUCAAAAUUAAAUUUGUUUAGCUAUGACUUUAGAUAAAAUUUAUAGAUUUGAAGAAGCGGUAAAAUAUUAUGAUGCAGCUAUUCAAAAAGACCCUGAAGUUUCAGACUGUUGUAAGUUUUUUUUCUAAUAUUAUUUUAUUAUCACCAAUUAGCAAUUUAUUCAUUAUUUUAGAACAAUCUAAUAACAAUAAAGUAUAACUAAGAAAUAUAUGAAAUUAAUAUUUUAUAUUAAAAUAUAUAAAAAUAUUUUUAAUCUAAAGAUUAUUAAGAAUCUUCAAAUUAUACUUGAUUUGGAUAAUUAUUUGAUUGGAAAAUUAAGAAUUUAUAACUAUUUCAUAUCCCUCAAAUAUAUGUCAUCUAGCAUGUUAGUGCAUAAUAAACAAAAAAGCCAUUUUUUAAUGUUAUCUCUUUAAAAUCUCAUCAUUUAUUUUCUGAACAUUCAAUUAUCCUAAAAAUUAAUCAUAAUGUUAAAACCUAUAGAUUUUAGGAUUUAUAGUAUUUUAUUGAUUCUUUUGGUUUGCAAAUUUCCAAUUCCAUUUAAAUUAGACAGAAUUUAUUGUUUUAUUAAUGCAAUCAAUUUCAAAUUAUUUUUUAGUGGUUUUUUGGCUUCAAUAUUCAAAUCGAAAUUGUAUAAUUGA